This is a messenger RNA of Rotaria sordida, 4506 nucleotides long. The record is from the annotation of a GenBank genome assembly. NCBI's taxonomy places the organism in Eukaryota, Metazoa, Rotifera, Eurotatoria, Philodinida, Philodinidae.
UCAAAAUAUGUGUUAACAGUUAGUUUUGAUUUGUAUUCUCGCUUCUUUUCUAUCGUUCCCUUCAAACCUACGCAAACGAACGAAAAUUUUCAAACAAUCAUAUACAGUAAAGUGUACCGUAUACUAUGAUAUUAUCAGGUUCUACUUUAAUCAUUCUGGUUAACCGUUAGCCGGACAAGCCGUAUUAUUUUUGCUUUUUCUACAUCUAAAAACAUGUAAAAAAAAACUACAUGUAAAAAAUAACCGUAUUAUAACAAUCGACUCUAGAAAAACAACAUAAUGCGUUAAAAGAAUGACUUCUAUAUGAACAUGUAAUUUUUCAGAUAAAUAUGAAGAACUAAAAGAAAAUAAAAAGCAAUAGAGAAAUUUCAGUUCUGUAGUCUGAAGAAAUUUUUUUUUUGUCUAGAAUUUUUUCUUCAAGAUACAUUGAACGAACAUAUAGAGAGGAAAAAAAUUGAAAAGAAAAAUAAUGUGAAAUAGUUUCAACUUCUGAUAUUCUUCUUCUUUUUUUUUGUAAAAUACAUGUAGAAAUAUGAAUUCUUUUAUUCUUUUUUUUUCUCAAUCUAUUGGGAAAAUUCCGAGUUCAUUUGAACUUUAAAAAAAACAAAGCAGUAUAGUAAAUAAUGAAAUGUUCUCUAAUGAAGUUGCUAAUAUCUAAUUAUACACAUAAAGAAAAGAUGAUUCUAUUAAAUUCAAUAUGAAUAUAAUGAAGAUUUUUUUUCUUUUCAUUAAUUCUUUUUAAUUAAUUUAUUUCUAUUAUUCAUGACUCUCUCUCGUUCUACCUAUUAGUCGAUAAAAGAAUAUGAGAUUCCAAUGUUUUCUAUAUAUAUAUGCGCACUCAUAAUUAGAUCUUUCAUAAGACUAAAAAAAAAAUCAUUAUUUGUAACAGAUUGACUACGGUGAUCUAUUUUUCUUUCCAAGCAAAAAAAGAACUUUAUUUAUUUGUAUAUUUAUAUGCUUCAUAAAUUAAGAUGAUUUACAUUUCAAUAGAUUCAUAUAGUCUCUGAAGAUAUUUCAACCCUACGAAAAAUCUAUUCUAAAGGCCACUAAUUCAAAUACAAGAUCAAAGAUAGUUGAGAAAAAACAAAACGUUUUGUUUUUUCAACCAUGUAUCAGUAAAUUGAUAUUAUCUAUCUAGUAUCAGACAAAAAAAAAGAAAAACAUCUAUCAAUAGUUAUUUUAUGAUAAAUUAAGUAAUAAAGAAAACCAAAAAGAAAAGAAAAGAAAACAAAAUAAAUAAUUUUUUGAUAGCGCCACCUCCACUAUCAAAAGAGAAUAUUGGAAACGAAACGAAACUUGGAACGAUGUUGAUAUUGCAAAAGUUCCAAUGAACUUUUCACUUUUUUCUCUCUAUACUCUCUCGCUCUUAUUUUGUCUUCUCCUUUCUCUCUAUUUCAGUCCCUCCAUUAAACGGAAGUUCAAUUGACAUUCAUCCAAAUGCUCGAUGGCAACAGAAUGGUAUCACUGUAGCUGGAGGAAAUCGACAAGGCAAUGGAAUCAAUCAACUCUCAAACCCAUUGGGUUUGUAUGUUGAUGAUGAUCAAAUAAUCUAUGUUGCUGAUCAAUCGAAUCACCGUAUUGUGGAAUGGAAAUGGGGUGCAAUGAGUGGCCACGUGGUUGCCGGUGGAAAUGGACCAGGAAGUGGGGAUCAUCAAUUAUCUAACCCACAAGAUGUGAUUGUCGACAAAGAGAGAGAUAGUCUCAUCAUCUCCGAUCGUGAGAAUAGAAGAGUGGUUCGAUGGCCUCGUCGAAAUGGAACAAGUGGAGAAACAAUCAUCUCCAACAUCUAUUGUUUGGGUUUGACAAUGGAUGAGAAUGGAUCUCUCUAUGUCUCUGACUUUGAAAAACAUGAAGUGAGACGAUAUCGAAGAGGAGAAUCUCAAGGAAUAGUGGUUGCAGGUGGCAAUGGAAAUGGAAAUCGUCUUGAUCAACUCUCUAUCCCACGAUACGUAUUCGUCGAUCGAGAUCAUUCAGUAUAUGUGUCUGAAUGGGGAAACGAUCGUGUGAUGAAAUGGAUGGAAGGUGCAAAACAAGGCAUUGUUGUGGCUGGUGGUCAAGGAAAAGGAAAUGGUCUUACACAAUUGUCAGAUCCUCGAGGAGUCGUUGUCGAUCAAUUGGGCACUGUCUAUGUGGCUGAUCUAGGGAAUAAUCGAAUCAUGCGUUGGCCCAAAGGAGCCACACAGGGAAGUGUCAUUGUUGGUGGAAACGGUAGAGGAGGACAAUCGAAUCAACUCCAUUGGCCCAUCGAUUUGUCAUUCGAUCGAGACGGCAAUCUCUAUGUCGUUGAUAACCAAAAUCAUCGAGUACAAAAAUUCGAUAUCGAUUCAAACAAAUAAACAAAAUAAGGUCAAUAUUCAUCAUAAAGACUUAAUUAACUAUUUCCAAUUAAUCAAUUAAUUAAAUAAUCACGAAGCGGGUGUGGGUGUGGGUGGGUGUGGUGGUGGCGUGGGGUGUGGGUGUGGGUGGGUGUGGGGUGUGGUGGUGUGGGGUGUGGUGGUGUGGGUGGGUGUGGGUGGGUGUGGGGUGUGGUGGUAUGGGUGUGGGUGUGGGUUUGAGUGUGGGUGUGGGUUUGGGUGUGGGUUUGGGUGUGGGUAUAGAUCUGUUAUUCACUCACACCCACACCCACACCCACACCCACACCAACACCCACAUCCACACCCUCUAAAAUGUUCCCGAUAUUUCGUCCUUGGAAAAAAUGUCCUUCGUCGAAAUGUCCUUCGAUAAAAUGUCCUUGCAAAAUGUUUCCUUAGUAUAAAAAUGAACAUUUUAAGAAUGAAAGACAUUUUUUUGAAGAAUAUUUUAACGAGGAACAUUUUUCCGGAGGACAUUUUUUCGAAAGACAAAAUAUCGCGGAUAUUUUUGAAAGGACAUUUUUCCAGGGACACUUUAGACUGUUACCAAAAAUCGGCUCAUCCGUGAAGUGUCAAGAUUUUCACAUAUCAACUCGAAUAAAGAAAAUAUAGAUGGGAGUCGAUGUUCUCAUCAUUCUCCAGUUGUAUUACUAAUUCUAUUCGAUUGUAAUUAAGCUUAUGCAGUAGAGCUAAUUAUGAAAUGUGCAAUGAAAGCCAAAUAUAAUUAAAAUAAGGAAGUUAUUGACCAUGGAUAAAUUCGAUAGAUGUAAAAGAUAUGUGUAAAUAGACGAACAAUAUAGUAUAAUCAAAUAUUCCUGCGUUGGAGUGGAGCGUACACAUCACCACAAGUGAGAAUACUUCCUAUUCCCAAAAGUUACACAUUCCUGCAUCGCCUUCUGAAUUUCUGCAAUCCAGAACUUGUGCACAUCUCGAAUCUCUAGGAAAUGCAGGAAUUCCUAGGCAUUCCUGCCUAUUCCGAAAUUACAAAUAACUCAUGGAUGGCAAAAUGAUCAUUUAUCGAGCUUGAUUAAAUGCAAACCGGAAUUCCGGAAUUUGUGCACAUCAGGAAUCACUAGGAAAUCCAGGAAUUCCUGCUCAUUCCUGCACAUUCCUGCCUAUUCCGGAAUUACAAAUAUCUCAUGGAUGACUGCAUGAUCAUUUAUCGAGCUUGAUUAAAUGCAAACCGGAAUUCCAGAAUUUGUGCAUAUCCGGAAUCACUAGGAAAUGCAGGAAUUCCUGCUCAUUCCUGCUCAUUCCUGCACAUUCCUGCACAUUCCUGCACAUUCCUGCUCAUUCCUGCUCAUUCCUGCACAUUCCUGCACAUUCCUGCUCAUUCCUGCACAUUCCUGCUCAUUCCUGCACAUUCCUGCCUAUUCCGGAAUUACAAAUAUCUCAUGGAUGACUACACGAUUAUUUAUCGAGCUUGAUUAAAUGCAAACCGGAAUUCCGGAAUUUGUGCAUAUCCGGAAUCACCAGGAAAUGCAGAAAUUCGUGGUCAUUCCUGCACAUUCCUGCCUAUUCCGGAAUUACAAAUAUCUCAUGGAUGACUACAUGAUCAUUUAUCGACCCAGGUCCAAGAGGGGACAUCGGAUCCUGUAGGUUCCAAAUAAUUCCGGCUGGAACCUGUACAAAUUCUGCCGGAAUCCUAACUAACGGAUUCCGACGUCGGAUAUCGUCGGAAUCCGGCAAAAUCCGACCGAAUCCUGUCUAUUCUUGCCGGGUUUUGCCAGAUUCCGGCGAUAUCCGCACUGGAAUCCGUUAGUUAGGAUUGAUUGACCUGGGGAGCUUCAAUAAAUACAAACCGGAAUUCCGAAAUUUGUGCAUAUCCGGAAUCACUAGGAAAUGCAGGAAUUCCUGGUCAUUCCUGCACAUUCCCGCCUAUUCCGGAAUUACAAAUAUCUCAUGGAUGACUGCAUGAUCAUUUAUCGAGCUUGAUUAAAUACAAACCGGAAUUCCGGAAUUUGUGCACAUGCGGAAUCACUAGGAAAUGCAGGAAUUCCUGCUCAUUCCUGCUCAUUCCUGCUCAUUCCUGCCUACUCUGGAAUUACAAAUAUCUCAUGGACGGCUAAAUGAUCAUUUAUUGGGCUUGAACAAAUGCAAAGCGGGUGUGGGUGUGUGUUUGGGUGGGUGUGGUGUGGGUGUGGGUGGGUGUGGG